AUGAGUUGUCUAACUAAAGCCUCGGAAACAGAGGUGACCAGCCAAACGGUGUUGAAGAAUGAUCAUGAUGAUGCAGUAAACCCCCCAAAGAAGAAGAACAGCAAGGACAAUCCGUUGUUCCAAUCUCCCUUGGCGGGUCAACGAAGGGGCUUGGGUCGGUCGGCACGACGAAGACGAAAGAAACUCAUUGAGACGCUGAGAGCCGAAGAGCAACUGCUGAAACAAGAUGGAACUUCUACUACUACCAACACAAACACCAGUGUCAUCGCCACCGAUCGCCAUCGGAUUUGGCCUGGAGUGGAGGAACGGCGUCGUCUCCUACAAUCCAACACUGAUGGAGACUACUGGGGCAGCGACGCACCACGGUUGGUGGCCCAAUUAGCGUUUAUUCCGGGCAAUGCCAUUCGCAUCUGUGCCCGCGUCUCCACGGUUCCCUUUUUACAAACACAUCGAACUGUGGGAGAGGAACCUGUGGUUCUACAGUUGUAUCCGUUGGCUGUGCGAGACGAUGACGAUGCCGCAAACAGCAAAUUCAAACGACGCAAACGAAAACGACAAAAACAGCCACAGACGGACGACAAGACGAAUGAUGAUAGUGCUACAGAACAAUCCGAAACCAAAAUGCCAGAGAAUGCGAAAGGAGGAGACACAAUUUUGGAUCUGUCGCAACAAAGUAAAGACUCUACUAAAAGGGAUCCCGACACGAAAAAUCUACAAUCCAAUCCACCAACCAAAGAUGAUGACAACAAACAAUUGGAGGAGGACGACUUUGUCGUGGAACCAUUCCCCACACUCUACUGGUUGACUCAUCCUCUAUUACGGACGAUGGUCUCCAAAUUGGAAUUGCAAGGCACCGGUCGACGAUUGGAACAACGACUCCAGAACGACCCACACGCAUUGGAGGCAAUGACACGAGCGCACCAUGGGUAUGGACAAGAACGCUACGACUUGUUGACGCCCACGGAUAUUGCUUAUAUUGAAACGCGAAAGUGGCAACGGGCAUUUGAUCCUCGUCAACGAGGUGUCGCGGGAAUUCGGAACCACGCCGCCGUCAAGUGUUUGCACGCCCAUGUCGCCCACUAUCUGAGUGGUGGUCAAGGCAGUUCCGAUAAUGUCAUUGGAAAGUGGGUCAUGGAAGAAAUCAUGGAACAGCAACAACAACAACAACAACAGAGCCUACCCAAAGAAAAGCAUGCUACAGAGAGUAUCAUGGACGAGGAUACUGGAGUGGGUACGAAACAUGAUGAUGAAGAAGAAAAAGUGCAAGGGGAUGCCAAAGCAUAA
This is a messenger RNA of Seminavis robusta, 1284 nucleotides long. The record is from the annotation of a GenBank genome assembly. NCBI's taxonomy places the organism in Eukaryota, Bacillariophyta, Bacillariophyceae, Naviculales, Naviculaceae.